Messenger RNA from Papaver somniferum (opium poppy), 1115 nucleotides. Its product is annotated as leucine-rich repeat extensin-like protein 3. The coding region runs from base 27 to 665 and encodes 212 amino acids. The transcript is spliced from 2 exons. NCBI's taxonomy places the organism in Eukaryota, Viridiplantae, Streptophyta, Magnoliopsida, Ranunculales, Papaveraceae. The record is from RefSeq and is a predicted model, not a curated record.
ACGGCGGAGGAGGCCGAGCUUCAUACAUGGAUGUUGCAGUGGGGGAUUACACCACAUGUCCCGCUGGAUCAAAUUAUAGACAAACAAUUGUAGGUAGCGGUGGUCGUGAUUUCAGGUGUGGCCCCGCAACCUGCCCUAACAGAUGCAACAACUUAUGUGGCGGCGUACAGAAUGUACGGAAGAUCCACUGCCAAGCAAACUCAGGUGUUUUCAAUAUCCAAACAAUUUUUUGUGCGUGUUGUUGCGGGGCUUCCCCUUCUCCUCCACCACCCCCACGUCAAUCACCACCACCUCCUAAAGCAUCCCCGCCGCCUCCACCGCCAUCACCUCCUCCUCCAUCUCCACCACCACCACCACCAUCACCCCCACCUCCAUCUCCACCACCACCACCGCCAUCACCCCCUCCUCCAUCACCACCACCACCACCGCCAUCUCCACCACCACCACCACCACCAUCAGAUGCACGAGAUCAAUGCAGUCCUGAAUUUACAUCUUAUUCUUCGACUGUAGUGACAGAUUGCACCCUUUGUCCCGUUUGUAGUUGUCCUGGUGGUGUACCUCCACCGCUUGAGGGGUGCAUUCUAAAUUACUGCAGUUGUUGUUGCCCAACUACCCUUACAUCAUCAUCAACAAUUCCUGGUUCGUCAUUAUUCGCAGCUGCAUAGCCAACAAUAUAUAUAUAUAUAUAUUGUGGUAAAACUACCCUGCGGUGGUCAUAAGCUAGCUGCAGCCAAUGUGAUUGUCAUAUGGAGUGGUCUUUAUGCGUUUAAUGGUAAUACAAUAAGCAGCAUGUACUCUAUUUUACUUCCUCCGUUACUUUUUAAAAGACCAGUUUCUAUAAAUAAAUAUUUCAAAAAAAUAAGUCAGUUUUCUUACUGGGAAAGUCAAAUCUUUCUUUAAUUUUUGGGACCAUUUUUCUUUUAAUUUCUUUUGAUGACAAGUGUUAUGUAGAUCAUUUCACUUAUUUCUUUGGCUGACAAGUGUCAUGAGGACCAUUUCAAUUCACUUCUUUUAUUAACAAGUGUUUAGAGGACCCCUUUCAAUAAUUAGUUCUCUUAAUUUCCUUAAUUUUUAAGAUUAUCUUCAAAAAUGAUUUGAUAAUUUAAGAUUAGCAG